Messenger RNA from Melitaea cinxia (Glanville fritillary), 2259 nucleotides. Its product is annotated as neuroligin-1-like. Gene Ontology annotation, molecular function: signaling receptor activity; neurexin family protein binding. Bases 1 to 2259 code for a protein of 752 amino acids. Lineage: Eukaryota; Metazoa; Arthropoda; Insecta; Lepidoptera; Nymphalidae. Gene Ontology annotation, biological process: neuron cell-cell adhesion; modulation of chemical synaptic transmission; postsynaptic membrane assembly. The transcript is spliced from 14 exons. Gene Ontology annotation, cellular component: synapse; postsynaptic membrane; cell surface. The record is from RefSeq and is a predicted model, not a curated record.
AUGGAGUGCGCGCGGACGGCGUGGUGCGCGACGCUAGCGCUGGCCGUGCUGGCGGCGGCAGGCCCGCGUUACAGCUCGCGCAUCGUGCACACACACGCUGGAGCAAUCAGAGGUAUCAUAGUGGAACCUGCAUCGCGUCGGCUGGAGCCCGUGGAAGUGUUCCGCGGGGUCCCGUACGGAGCCCGACCGCCUCGCCUCGGCCCACCCCCGCCCCCGCCGUCCUGGCCGGGCACACGUCUCGCGGACACGUUCGCACCUGUCUGCCCACAGCGUUACCCAGACAUAUCGAACAAGAGUGCAGCCCUUCAAAAGAUGCCGCUAGGACUGUACAACGAACUCAAGGUCACCAUCCCACUGCUUGCAAAUCAGAGCGAAGACUGCCUAUACCUAAACAUAUACGUACCCGGUAGCGGCGCGCGUGGGGUGGAAGCGCCCUACGCAGUGGUGGUGUGGCUGGGCGCGGCGCACGAGUGGGGGUCGGGCAACGCGCUGGACGGCGCCGUCCUCGCCGCGCGGGCUCACCUUCUUGUCGUCACUCUUAACUAUAGGCUAGGUUUAUUAGGUUAUUUAACAACAGGCGCUUCAGACGAAGUGUCGAUGUCUGGUGGCGCUGCACCAUUAGACAUCGCAGCGGCACUCACGUGGGUUCGACGGAAUAUCGCAGCAUUUGGUGGCGACCCGCGGAGACUGACGCUAGCUGGACACUCUGCUGGUGCAGCGCUGGCCAAUGUCAUGCUGAUGCUGCCUUUGACUAAAGGUCUAAUCUCCCGAGUGCUAGUGCUCAGCGGCUCGGCCCUGAGCCCGUCGGCGCUGGCGCCGGAGCCCGCGCUCGCGCGGGAGCACACCGCGCAGGCGCUGCGGUGCGCUCGAGAUGCGAGUGGUGAGGAACAUUGGUUAAUAGCAUGUAUCCGCUCCCGUCCUCUGCCGGUACUGCUAGCCGUCGAAGCCCCACGAGCCAGGUUCCUAGCUGGCUGGGCCCCGUCAGUACCUGUGCGAGACUCGCAACUUCAGACCCCAACAAAGGCCCUUCAUGCUAGUGAAGUGUUCUUAGAUUGCGCGCUCGCGGUAGUCGUAACGACUACAGAAAGCUACCAGUACUUCAGCGAAGAUGAGGUGCGACAUGGCUUUGAAGAAGAACACAGGAACCGCGUCCUCCGAACAUACGUCAGAAACGUGUACCGUUACCAUCGCAACGAGAUUUUCGCCGCCGUUCGUAACGAGUACACGGAUUGGGAGAAGCCGAUCCAGCAUCCGAUCAACAUCCGUGAUGCGACGCUGGAGUCUCUCAGUGACGCCGCUGUGGCUGCUCCUGCGCUCAGACUGGCGCAGCUGCACGCGAAGCGGGGCGCGAAAACAUAUUUUGCUCAUUUUGCUCAUCAGAGCAAAGAUUCGGAUUAUCCUCAGCGUCUUGGCAGUGUCACUAGUGAAACCUUGCCCUACUUCCUCGGUUUGCCUCUUGUCGGUGGAUUGCCCUUUUCGCCGAGGAACUAUUCGAGGGGGGAUGUAGCUGUGGCAGAAACUACCGUCGCUCUGUUGGCAGGGUUUGCUAAAACUGGAGACCCGACUCCUAAAAUUGAUGACCAAAGAAACGAGGCCGUCAACUGGCCUCAGUACGAACUGAACACGCAACAGUAUUUGAGUAUAGGCACAAAAAUGCGCGUGAAAAGUCACUACCGCGGGCACAAGAUGGCGCUGUGGCUGCACCUGCUGCCGCAGCUGCACCGGCCCGGCGCCGCGCCGCGCCACCACCAGUUCCGCGCCGCGCACCCCGACAUGUUCGCAGGUGACAUCUUCCCAGAACUGUACACAACGCCUUCACUGGAAGAAGAAGAGACUCCAGAAGAACAAGAGCCAGAGGUUGAGGAGUGCGAGCCUUCACCAUCCGCGCGACCAGCUCUCGCCGCUCUCCCCGGCUCUCAACCUGCCCCCAAAGAAGACUCACUGACCAAUCUUGACAAUCAAUAUUAUAGUUACACCGUGGCGCUGGGAGUAACUGUCGGUGCUGGAUGUUUCCUUCUAGCGCUGAAUCUUCUGGUAUUUGCUGGUAUAUACCUCCAGCGUGGCAAGAGACGGAACAACCGCCGUCCUAGAAGAGAAGGUAGUUGCAGCAGUCGGGGAACAGGUUCGAUGAGUGACCCCGGUAACGUGACAUCGCCGAGAAAGAGCACGCUAAAGCGCAGCAGCGAGGCAGAGUUAAAAGAGAGACCGACCAACGCACCGCCAAAAAAACGCGUGCAAAUUCAAGAGAUAUCUGUCUAG